This is a messenger RNA of Rhinolophus ferrumequinum (greater horseshoe bat), 1182 nucleotides long. It is a transcript of the gene SPATA32, whose product is annotated as spermatogenesis associated 32. Gene Ontology annotation, cellular component: perinuclear region of cytoplasm. Gene Ontology annotation, molecular function: actin binding. Gene Ontology annotation, biological process: spermatogenesis. Bases 91 to 1182 code for a protein of 363 amino acids. NCBI's taxonomy places the organism in Eukaryota, Metazoa, Chordata, Mammalia, Chiroptera, Rhinolophidae. The record is from RefSeq and is a predicted model, not a curated record. The transcript is spliced from 4 exons.
ACAGCUCCCAAUCAAAGAGCGCACUGGAAGCGGAGGGGCAGCAGCCACCAGCUCGCUCCCCGCCUCCCCGACAGAGGCUCCUCCGUCGGCAUGGGGGUGACAGGUGCCAAUGGAUUUCCCUGCUGUAGCAAGGACUCAGUGGACGUUACGGAAACACCGAGUGUCAUAAACCAAGACCAGCAGGCACAAGAGGAAGACCAGAUGGAGAACGAAUUGCUAGAGCUGGAGCCCCCACGUGACAUGGACCUGGACCUAGGCUCAGAACUGGAGCUGGAGAUGGAUCUGGACGCCGAGGCUGUGCCACAGUUGGAACCGUGUCUGACACCCGAGUUCCAGCCCACGGCCUACCUGGAUGCUAACGUAGAGACCAACAGCGAAGACUCUGAGCAACAGGGGUACAGGAUAGAGUCCCUCCACCCUUACCCGGAGGACGAGGGGGGGCCAGCGCAGUGGGAUGCCACGCUUUGGAGUGAGAGCUCGCGCUCCAGCUGCCUGUGUUCCUUAGAAGAGGAAGAGGUGUCCACUGCCCAUCGCUCCAUCCACCUGCAGACCUCCAAGCACCUCUUCUGGGCAGACAAGCUCAUCCAGACCUCAGAACACAGCCUGCACCAGGAGAUCAACUUGCAGCAUGGCAAGAAGAGCACAGGUAAGACGACCAGCAACGUGAACCAGGAGCCCGACCCCACGGACACCCUGUGCUCUGAGAAGCAGCUCCAGAACCCCAGCACCCAGCCAGCAGGCUCCCAGCAGCCGCCAAGUGCCCACCCGUCGUCCUCCAGUCUCCCACCAACCAUCAGCCUGGCAGAUUUGAUCAGCUUAGCAUCUUCCGUGACCAUGGCCUCCUCCAGCACAAUGGACUUGCCCAAUUGGGAGCAUAUGAUGAAAGCUCCACCCCAGAAGACCACGGAGCCUUCUACAGCGCCCAUGGUGGAGAGGGCCACCCAGCCUGCCGAGGACAAGCCAGAGCGGAAAACGCUCUCUGAUUUGCUAGAGAGGCCACCAGAGAAACCACUGGACGCCGCAGAGCUGCAGAAAGUCAGGAAGCAGGAAGACGAGAACUUCUUCCACCCUUCCCCUGACUUUAGCAAGCCAGGGCUCCAGAGGGCCGCUAUUGAAGGGAACAUGAAGUUGCUUCCAUCCUCAACUGUGUCCCUGACACCGAAAGGAGACAGGAAAGAGUAA